Sabethes cyaneus is the source of this 1213-nucleotide messenger RNA. Its product is annotated as chromobox protein homolog 3-like. Gene Ontology annotation, biological process: chromatin organization; negative regulation of transcription by RNA polymerase II. NCBI's taxonomy places the organism in Eukaryota, Metazoa, Arthropoda, Insecta, Diptera, Culicidae. The transcript is spliced from 3 exons. Gene Ontology annotation, molecular function: chromatin binding. Gene Ontology annotation, cellular component: nucleus; pericentric heterochromatin. The record is from RefSeq and is a predicted model, not a curated record. Bases 211 to 846 code for a protein of 211 amino acids.
CGCAUUUUUCUGUUUGGCAAACGAGGUUGGUUUGCGGUGUUAAGUGCGAAAUUUUGCAAUAAAUUGCAGUUUUCUACUGAGAAAAGUGUUUUAAUUCCCGAACAAAGUCUGAAUUGGAGUGCGAGACGGUGUUUUUAACUGGAAAACGUUCAGCUGACAUUUGCUUGUGCAUCUGCGUUUGCUUUGAUUGCUGUAUUUGUUUAAAAAAACAUGGGCAAAUCAAAGGAUAACAACAAGGUAUCGGAUGAAUCUAGCGAAGAGGAGGAGUAUGUGGUGGAAAAAAUCGUCGAUCGUCGAGAGCGUAAGGGGAAGAUUGAGUAUCUGUUGAAGUGGAAGGGUUAUGACUCGUCGGCCAACACUUGGGAACCGAAGGAAAAUUUGGAGUGCCCUGACUUGAUUAAAGCAUUCGAGGAUACUCGAACUGAUGCCAAGAAGGAUGUUAAGGAGAAGGAGAAGACAAAGGAAAAGAAGAAACCCAGUAGCUCAAAGCCAUCUAGUGGCGGAUCGAAGAAAAAGAACGAUUCUGAUGCGGAAAAUGAUGGUUCGGAUGACGACGACAAGGACGACUCCGCUUCGACUAAAUCAAACAAAUCGAAGAGUGCAGCAGCCGAUAAUGAUGCAUCCGCCAGUGAUGACGGUAUGAACGGGUUCGAGAAAGGAUACAUUCCGGAGAAAAUUCUAGGUGCCACCGAAGCCAACAGUGAGUUGCUGUUUUUGAUCCAAUGGAAGGACAAAGACAAGGCACAGCUGGUUUCGUCGAAGGAAGCACGCAAACACUGUCCACAACUGGUCAUAGACUUCUACGAGGAACGUCUCAUCUGGCAAUCGGCUGACUCUGCAGAAUAAGCCCCCGACUCAUUCUACCCCGUUUACUCGCAGAAAACAUUGAGCGGAAACGAAAGCUUUCCUGGCAAACUGUAAGUUAAGAAUGUUUGUUUUAAGUACGCCAACAAUUUAAAGAUAAAACUCGGAAGCCCUGUGUAUGUUUAAAUAGUAAGGUUUUGUUUAUUUCCACCACACUUGACCGCAAAUGAAUUGUACUGCUAUAUAAAUAGUUCAGAAAUCCAAAUUCGAUUCUUGUUUGACAACAUCCAGCUUUACGUCAAAACGCUAAAACGUGGUAGGACAAAACAAUUAUACAAUUAUACAUUUUCUCUAACUUUAGACGAAGAUAAUUAUCAAUAAAUAUAAAACAAAACAAAAAAAGAUUUUG